Messenger RNA from Acanthocheilonema viteae, 1089 nucleotides. The record is from the annotation of a GenBank genome assembly. NCBI's taxonomy places the organism in Eukaryota, Metazoa, Nematoda, Chromadorea, Rhabditida, Onchocercidae.
GGAAUUCAUGGUGAAGCAUAUCUUUGUAAUUCAUACUAUCUCAUUCGAGAUGCAUUUGAAUGCGGUGAAAAAAUUUUCACCGAAAUGUGUUCAUCAUAUGCCAUCCAAAAUUUACGACAAUUACUGCUAUUGGUGAUAGAGUUAGGAUCUGAAGAAGGUUGCCCCGAAGAACGUCCAAAUAAUUUAGAUGAAAUUAUGUCACGACCAAUAAUUGCUUCACCUGUUACUGAUAAAAUGAUAAUUCAACCACCAUCACAAACCCCCGUGAUCUGUGAACCGAUGGAUCAGAAGCAAUUCGCGUCAUGCAUUCAAACCAUCACCACCUUUCAGCCUCAUCCCUUGGCUGUCAUUAGACAACCGAAACAAAUUGAUGAAGCCUGCAAGCAGUUUGUCGAAUUUAAAAAAUGCCAAGCUAAUAUUAGCUGUCUGCCACUAUGGGCCAAAGGAAUGAUAGCGAUGUUCGAUUUUGCUUGCGGUUCGGGAUAUAGCACGUAUAUACAGGUGCGACAAUGCAUCCGUAAAAUGACAACACGUGAGCAUAUACGUGAAUGUGUAAGUGAGUUUUCACGUAGUUCGCCUCAAAUAGCUUGUCAAAGUUCUAAGAAAUUGCUUGCUUGCUCAGUACCUGUAAUUAGUGAGAAAUGUGGUCAACUUGGAGCGCAAUUUGUCACCGAUUAUAUUGGUAAAUUUGUAAGCGUCGUUGAUCCGACAUGCAAAAUCAGAAUGGAACAAAAUGACAAAUCAAUUAUGAGUUAUAAUUGUACGGCUGAGCAAAAUGCUCGCAUCGAUUACUGUGCCGCACCAAUUAAUGAAUUAACAUCCAGAAUUGAUGAAUUAUUUGAAGGUGGAUUGCAACAAUUUUUAGCUAAUGUCAAAAAUUUGGCAUCCGUAUUCGUGAAAGGUUGUAAUUUGACGAACGAAUUCAGGGAUUGUUUGAGGCCAUUGAUAGAGAAGCAAUCGUCAGAACGACAAUGUGUCGUUUCAAGUUGCCUAAUUCAGGCUGGUGAUGGAAUAUGUAAUCAGCCUGAUACUGCUAAGGCUAUUGAUGAUAAUUUAGGUUGUGUUUUUAAGCAGUCAUUACGAAAAUGA